Etheostoma spectabile (orangethroat darter) is the source of this 4969-nucleotide messenger RNA. It is a transcript of the gene sowahb, whose product is annotated as sosondowah ankyrin repeat domain family member B. The record is from RefSeq and is a predicted model, not a curated record. Gene Ontology annotation, molecular function: protein binding. NCBI's taxonomy places the organism in Eukaryota, Metazoa, Chordata, Actinopteri, Perciformes, Percidae.
CAGGAAUGCAGCAGGUAAAUACCUGAGCUGGGCGGAGCUAUAUUCCUCUGACAGAAACAACUCCCCAACCUUUGAGCCUGGCAGACAAGUGGAGAAGAGACAGAAGCCACACACAUUCAGAGCAGAAUGGCCACAGAAUUAUCUCAGGACACGUUGUUAUAUUUCCUCCAGAGCAGCGGGGGCACGGUGAAAAACUCGGAUCUGCUUCUGCACUUCAGGCAUUUCAUUAGGGACCAUGCUGACCAGAACCGCAACCGGGAACAAUUCAAAAAGUUUGUCAACUCCUUGGCCACCGUUAAACAGAUUGAUGGCGUCUCUUACGUCGUUCUCAGAAAGAAAUUCAAAGGUGGAGGCGGUGAAGAGAUCUCUUCCGAGCCGCCGCGACUUUCCGCCCGAAAGAACAGCGAACCUUCCCCGGAGAACGCCAAACUGAGUCCGGCUUGGAGCACAGAUAAGCCUCGGCAGAAACUGAGGGAGGUGACAACACCCGCCCCGCCGGGAGCAAUCGCUGGCAAAACAAUUCUACCCGCGGCUGGUAUCAUGCUCAACAACAACAACAGCAACAUGGAAACACAUUUAAAACUAAAUCAGAAACAGCAGCAGGUAAUCAGCACACUUGGACUUUGUGAAAAACCAGCAGCAGCUCAGGUGGUGAGUCAGAGCUCAGUCAGUCUGUCUGAGCCUUUUGCCCCAGAUCAGUGUACCAAAGCGCAGAACAGGGUGGGUUUUGGGCUGCCUCCUGGAAUUACACCUGCACUCAAACACCAUGGAGAAACCAGCCAGCGGCUCCCAGUCCCUGAAACCCUUAGAGGAAGGGAGGCCUGUCUGCAGCCUGUGGGAGGUCUUCAUCAGGAACCUCCUCUUCAUGCCAUCAGUCUUCAGCUGCAGGCUGCUCCACGCUACAUCAGAAACAGGCAGAGCUACAAAUCUGCUGUGUCUGUUGAUGAAGAUGAGGAGGAAGAGGAGGCGUUCCAAAUAAGGCAAUGUUCAGCUGGAGUAGAGCAGCCCCUGAGCACUCCUCUCAGAGACAUGGGGAGGGCCAUCUCUGCCUCCUCGCCGUGUAUCUUAGACCCACCUGUUUCUCCCUCUGUCGUGUCCUCCUCUUCAUCCUCAUCAUCAGAAAGGAAUCUCCCUAAGAUUUAUGUUCAGGACAUGGAAAGGGAAACGAUGACCCCUCGUGUCCCAGGCUGGAGCUUGGAUUCAGGGGUAGGGCAGAAAGGACCAUGGGCAGGGUCAAGACUGGAACCUGGGUCUGUUUCAGGGGCGUCCACCAGACAAAGCCUGCCUUUAGAGGCAGAGCACAUCAUAGCGUCCCCUGACCGAGUUACAGAGGUGGGGCCUAAUCAUGAUGCCCACGCAGACCACCGAUACUCGCAGCCUGCAAGUGUCCAGCUGGACCCCAGGCAGGGGCUGGAUCAAAGCCAAGGUGAGUGGCCGUCAUCUAGCCACAGUACCGUCUUCUCCCCCUCAUCUGACGCAGGCCCCUCCAGCAACGACCAUCUCUCCCCCGGAGGAUUUGGAUGGAACAGCAGCUAUGAAGAUCUACAUACCAGAGCAGUAUCUACGACCGAGAAGAGGCAGAGUCGAGCGCGGGCUCCACGUCUUCGCCGCCGCUGGGGUUGCAGUCGCCCGUCGCCAGGCGGCUCAGCAGCCACUCGAGGAGCAGAAUGUGCCGCAGUCUGGGAGCUGAUCUCGACCAGCUCCUCCAGGAGGAGUCAAGAGCAGCAGGAGGAAGUGAGGCGGCCCGGCUGAACCGCCUCCACCUAAUCUCCUCCUCGCUUAGCCUACGCUACAACGUGUCGUCUUCCUCGCUGUCAUCCUGUUCAACACCGCCUCGCUGCCAAAGCCUCGCUGAGCUGGAUGAGGGGGUGAAGGGGAGAAGAGGAGGAGGAAGGAGGAGCUCUCCCAUCACCACCUCCUCCACUGCUCGUCAUGAAGGGCCCAGUAGACAGUCAAUGGUUCCUCUGGAACCCAGGGAGCACGACUGGCUGGUAAAGGGGGCGUCGGGUGCCUGGCCCGACAUCUACACCCUGUUCAGGGAGGACUCGUCACUUCUUAACAGACAAGACUUCAUCUCCGGCUUCACUAUGCUGCACUGGAUUGCAAAACACGGUGACCACAGAGUCCUCAACACCUUAUGGUAUGGAGUUGAGAAAGCUGGUUUGACCUUCAACAUUAAUGCCAAGUCAACAUGUGGCCACACGCCUCUCCAUAUUGCUGCCAUCCAUGACAACCAGAACAUAAUGCGGUUGCUGGUUAACAAGUUCAACGCAGAUGUGAAGCUGAGGGACACAUCGGGAAAGAAGGCCUGGCAGUACCUGAGCAGCACGGCGCAGCCGGAUGUCUUUCAGCUGCUGGGAGCUCCAUUACGACCAGCUGGGGAAGGAGAUGGAGGAGUUGUGAGAGAAAACCAGGAACAGCGUUCGCAGACCCCCCGCCGUCGGCGGCAUCACCUCUCCUUUGCUUCCUCGGGAGAGAGGCCGCUGACCAUGUCAGGCACCACAAGGGUCAAAAGGUCCACAUCGAUUGCUGCAUUCCUCAAACACAGAUCACUGCUGCCGUUUCACGGACAUCAAUCUGACUCCUCCGUUUAAAAACUCAACUAAUGGAUUAAGUCGGAUUUCGUUUAGAGAGUUCUUGGUUUACCGACCGCUCAACUGAACAACAGCUGGUUUCAUGAACACAAACAAGGUUUCCACUUAGGCCUAUCCACAGCAUGGCCCAUGCCCCUCAGAGGCAUAUAUUGAUUGUAUACAUGUGCUGACAUGUUACCACGGUUACCAAAUGAUUUGGCUUAAUAUAAACAACACUUCUAAAGAGUCUGGUAUUUUUAGUUAAUGAGUUUGACAGUUUUCACACCACCAUAUGGGCCAGGGUUCGAUUGAACUAAACUAAACAGGUUAGGUGUGAACACAUCUUAGUGCUGUACCACUUCUCACAGGCAUUAAAAAAUAAUUUGUAACCUUGUCGUUAUCAACUGUAAUAUCCCUACACAUAAAAUAUAGCUUAACAAUGACAUAAUUUUGUCGCAAACUAAAAACUAAAAAAAAACUAACUCACUAUACUGACCUUACAUGGCUAAUAUUUAGCUAAGGCUAACUCCUCUAACUUAGCCAUUAGCAUAACAUCAGCCUUCAAGGAGGCGUUAUUAUGGAACCCACGCCCUUCAAUAGCAUUCACACACUACUAUUGGCCAAGCAAAAUGUUCAGGUCCUGAACUGGAGCGAACUACCAUUUGCGCCGUCAGCUCGCCAGCUACAGUAGCUCACCAGCUAGCCCCUCCAGUAGCCACCGUGUCACCGAGCUUCUACAGCACCUUUUGCUUAUGCUAGGCUCUGACCACAGCACUUAGUUUGUCAGUGGAUAGUGGUAUGUGAUAGUGGAACGUGAAUGGCAUGCUGUUUCUUAGUGACGUAUAGCAGUAGAUCAGCACCAGCACACCAACAGUGAACCAGCAUAUACUACGUAAACCGUAACAUAUCAUUAGCCACUUUGCAAUCUUGCUGCCAAAUGACAAUUGGGACAGGAUCACUGCAGGUCUGCCACUGCAGCUUCUCUUAACAGCUACAUUUACUUCUCUGUGGAUUUGCAAGUCUCCAGAUUUUCAAGGUCAUUCACAACCGGAAGAGGAUGGAGAAUUAUUUUUCUGAGUUGUGAGUUUAAAGUCAGAGUUCUACAAAGAAAAUCACUUUUACCCAGAAUUUUCUUAGAAUAAAUUAACUAAUUUCUGAUUUGGAAUAAUCUCAGAAUUCUGAGUUUCAAAUCAGAUAUCUGACUUUAAUUUCAGAACUCAAAUACAUUUUUAAACCCAGGAUUACAUUUCAGGAGAAACAGUCAUUAGUUUAAAGAGAGCAAGUUUCUCACAGUUGACACUGAUUUUAUGACAGUUAUAUGAACCUUUUUGUUCUUGGUACUUUGUCAGCCUUAGUUUGGAUACGUUGCUUGUUCUUGCUGUGGAUUAACAGAGCCUACACACUGUCCAAAGCCUUAUUUAAAAAGGGAUUCCCUCCUUUAGUCCAAAGCCUUGAACUCGGUCCAAAUAUCUGCAACAACAGGGAGCCCAAGUUUCUGCCCCUGAGCAUCCAGUUUCAUUGGAUAUUAAUGCCAAAGAAAAGAUUAUUUGACAAAGACACAAAGAUGCGUGAUAUCUUAAAGCAAGAUGUAACUUGCAAGCACUUGCAGAGUGGGUUGGUUUUCAGUGGGAUUAUCUGAUGUCGGAUGAGAGGACAAAAAAACAGAAGGUUGACGUUUUAGUCUCACAGAAGACAUUUUCAGAAUUCAAAGACAGUCUGCAACAGAGAUGAUACUGCAACUUUUUAACACUUGUCACCCACAUCUGAUCUCUGUUGACGUGUACUUUACGGUUUCCAAAAUGCACUCAGUUUGUUUCUAUAAACUUGCACUGAAAUUAAAUUUAGGGUGGUAGUGGACAAAACAUCAAAAACAUGUACAUUGAAAUAAUAUUACACUGCGAUAGGCACUACUUUGUGAAGCUUCACUUUUGCUGGCACUGAAUCCGAGGUGUUUUAAAUUGGUGGGGGGAUUUGAAGGUAAGUCUGGUUUACUACAACUUGGGUCUUAUUUUGGUGUAUUUGUCUGUCAUUUCUGUCAGUAAUAACAUACACCAGCUGAGAUCUAGGAAGGCAGUGACAUCACUAAAGCCUGACAGGUCGAGAAACACGAGCAGUGAGAUAGUUAGGCUGUAAACAAGCCCCCAUACAAGUUUCAAAAAUGAUAAUCCGCAUGUAACCCUUGUAUUACAAUGUGAUAGCACUCUGUUUUUUGUACAUGCUAAACAAAUGAGAUAUAAUAUGUUAAUAGAGCUUUGAAUGUACUGGCAGGUGGAUUUUGUAACUGUUGGACAAAGCCAGGAUUGCUUUAUUAAUUAGCUUGUGCUAAGCUAAUUGUAUUAUAUUCAUUGUACAGACAGUCGUGUCAAUCUCCUCAUCUAACUAAAAUGUCAAGCUAU